UUGGGUUUGGUCAAACGAGCUAGACGCGCCACACAAAAUGGACGAACAUGUGUGAAGAAAAGCCAGAUCGUUAUUCUCAAUUCUUGGUUUUAUCACGGGUUAAAAUGAUUAUAUGGAAUAAUCCCAUGACGCAGAUAAACGUGUAAGGUUGUGGCAAAGUCUUCAAAUAUGGAAGCCGUAAAACACUUCAACAAUGAGCUGUCCAGCUUGUAUGAGGUCAAGCCUCCCAUCUCAAGGGCCAAGAUGACCUCUGUGACUAAGUCUGCUAUCAAAGCUAUCAAACUCUACAAACAUGUGGUGCAAAGUGUAGAAAAAUUCAUACAAAAGUGCAAGCCUGAAUACAAGGUUCCAGGUCUCUACGUGAUUGAUUCAAUUGUUAGGCAAUCAAGGCAUCAGUUUGGAGCAGAGAAGGAUGUCUUUGCUCCCCGGUUUGCCAAGAACAUUCAUGGCACGUUUCAGCACCUGUUCAAGUGUCCUACAGAUGACCGAGCCAAGAUUGUACGAGUGCUGAACCUUUGGCAGAAGAAUGCGGUGUUUGGUGAAGAAGUCAUCCAGCCCCUCCUGGACAUGGCAAACCCCGGUAGCAUAAAAGGAGGAGGAGAUGCCGUAGUUAAGCCAGCUGCCCAUGUACCCGCCCCAGUAGUAGCUGCUUCUGUAGCGCCUGAACCGGUGAAGCAGGAGAAGGGUGCCGCUGAUGUGGGCUCUUGGCUCUCCAAACAUAGUGAAGCUGCCGAACAAGUGCAACAACAACAACAGCAGAUCGAGCAGCUGCAGCUCCUGCAGAAGCAGCUUCAGAAGCAGUCUCAGGUGCCGAAGGCUGCGCCAGGCAUCGAUACGUCUCUUCUGAGCCAGAUGCAGACCUUGACCAGUCAGCUCAAUGUAUUGACCAACCAAGCAUGGACAGGAGACGCGCCGGUCAAGGCGGAGAAGGCCGCACCUCUCCAGCCAGUCAAUACAAACUCCAAACCCUCCGGGUUUAACAAGGCUUUACUUGACUUUGACUAUGGAGAUGAAGAAGAUGAAGAUCAAUCGUCCAAGAAAGAAAUCACCCCCACUCCAAGUACAAUGAUCCCCAGCUUACAGGCAAGCUUGGAGGCAGUUCAGCGUCUUACCCAUCAGCUACAGCAGGCUGAGUCUCAGGAUCAAGUCAAGCCACAGCCAACCUAUCCAGAACCUCAGCAGCAGCAACAACAACAGCAUUUCCAACAAGAAGAGCAGGUAAAUACGGCUCCUGAACCGGGGGAGAUAGAAGCAGAACAAGAACAAGAAGAAGUUGAAGAGAGAGAGGAGUACUACAGGUCAGAUGAGGUCGAGGAGUACAGACGGGAGGAAUCGUCAUCAUCAUCUAAGAGAUCUAGGAGAGAUAGAAGCAGAUCGCAUACUCCAAAGAAGAGCAGACGUUCACGAAGCCGGUCUCGUUCAAGAUCUAGGUCUACCUCAAGAUCCAGGUCCAAGUCUAGGUCGAAGCGGAAACGACGAUCUCGCUCCAGGAGUCGGUCACGCAAGCGGAGAUCACGCUCCCGCGAUCGGAAGGACCGAGACAGGGACCGUGACCGCGAUAGGGAUCGCGACCGGGAUAGAGAGGAGAGACAUCGAGAGAAAGAGAGGGAAAGAGAGAGGGAACGUGAGGAACGAAGAAAGGAGAAAGAAGAGGAGGAGCGCCAAAGGGAAAAACUGAAGGAAAGAGAAAAGAAGGGUCUUCCAUCCAUCAAGGAAAAACAUCUUAGUGUGUGUAGUACAACGCUGUGGUUAGGUCGUCUGGGUAAGAAUAUAGCCGAGUCGGACAUCAGAACACUUAUCGAGGAAUAUGGAGAGAUCGUUUCAGUCGAGAUCAUUGGGACAAGAGGAUGUGCCUAUGUGUGCAUGGCAAAGAGACAUGAAGCCAACAAAACCCUGAAGAAAAUAAAAGACACAAGAUUCCGUGGCAAUAAUCUGAGGGUUGCAUGGGCCCUGGGUAAGGGCAUGAAGGAUGCAAACUACAAAGAGUACUGGGAAGUUGAGAAGGGCGUUAGCUACAUCCCGUGGGAAGAGCUUCCUUCAAGCGGUAACUAUGACGUCAUCGCGCAAGGAGCCAUGAUCGAUGAAGACACGUUGCCCCCGGAAAUCAGAGAAGCCCAAGCCGCUCAUGCAGCUGCUUUGAAGGCAGCAGAAGAGGCUGCAGCUUCUGCCAGUGCAGCUGCUGCUGCUACUACUCCUAUUCCUACCACGGUAGCACCUGCUCCACUGCCUCCUCCAAUGGCUGUAGCAGCCACUAUCCCUGCACCUCCCUUACCAGGCAUGCCAGUGAUGACUCCAGCACAACCUCAGAUCUCUUCUGCACCGGCCGUCCUUCCUGCAGCCACCCAGGUACCAGCUAUGGCAGCCAUACCAACCCCGAUGGCACCCAUGGCAACACAGCCUCAGGUUGCCUCCACUGUCACCACUCCAGCUGCAGUUCCUACACCCCAGAUGGUACGCAUGCCUGUCAUGCCUGGUGGCGUCUUCCCUCCGUUUGUUGGCUUUGGUCAGAUGGCCACUCAAGGUUAUAGAUUCCCUCCAGGAUUCGUUCCAGGACAGCCACCACCGAUUGGUGUUCCUCCUCCAGCUGGAAUGAUACAUCCAUCUGGAAUACCACAAGCCAUGCCACCCUCUAUGCCAAGUGUCAGUCAGGCAACGGCUGCCACUGCAGCACCUCAAGAGGCCCAGAAACCACCACCGCCAGGCAUCUCUCUCGGAGUCGCAGAGCCAAAGACAGAAGCAAGCGAAGAUGUAGCUCCCACAAACAAUAGCAUGGCUGGAUUAACAACUUCAAUGGUUACUUCACAACCUUCAUUUGUAAUGACGGGUGGUAUGAGGCCUCGUUUCAACCUACCAGGCUUAGUGACACAGGGUUUGAUUGUUAAUCCUGGAAUGAUUCCAGGGCAAAGGAUGCCACCUCCCAGAACAUCUAUGUUCCAACCUAUCCCUCCUGCAUCUUCUAUCACAGCAGCUUCAGCAGCAAAUUCAAUAGCAGCUGUCCGUCCUAUCCAGUCAUUAAUGAAUAAUGCAAAUCUUCUGGGUCUCACUCCACAGGCUUUAGAAGCAAUCCAAAAGACAGUGUCAGAGGCUUCAGCAGUUAAGACUGAACCCCCGAAGUUACAUGGAAUCUUGAAGAAUGCAAGGCCGCAACCUGUUCAGGUCCGACCUGCUCAAGUAGCAGGAAUGGGGACGCCUCCUAGGCCUUUUCUUGGACCUGGUAUUAGAGGAUUGAGACCAGUUGGUCUUGCUGCACUACCAAACUCAGGCCAAGGAAAUAACCAGCAACCAGGAGCUGAACCCAAAGAUGCUUCUGCAGUUGGACAACCGGAUAGGCAGGACAAACCCAAUUUGCCAGAAGUGGGAGGGAGUAUGGGUCCUCGACUAGGAGUACCAGAAAGGCAAGGGCCAGGAAAUCAUGGAGCAGUUGGAGGAAACCCUGAUAGGCGAACGCCUGAGAAGCCUGAUGAUCAGGAUGUUGGCUUAGACAAGUUGCAGAUGAUGUUUGGGGAAAGACCUGGUUUGAGACCAGAUAUGGCAGGUAUGCAGAGAUUCCGGCUUCCUGGACCUGGAAUGCCAGGAAGACCGAUGAGGCCAGAGUUUGGAGACGUCAACAGAUUUGCUGGACCUGCACUACGUAUGUUGCGUCCCAUCGUCGGGCAACCAAUGAUGCAUCGAGGAAUUCCUCAGGGUAUGCAGAUCCGUGUAGGUCCUCCCAUGCAGAAUGUAAGGAUAGCUGGUCCAUCUGGAGGUGUCCAGUACCCUCCAAAUAGUGGAAUGCGUGUUCCACCCCCAGGAAUGGGGAAUCCUCGAGGGCCACUGCCAGGUAUGAUGCGUCCACAGGGUAUGCCGCCACGAAAUCAGGGCAUGCGUCCCCCUAAUCAAGGGAUGCCACCACCAAAUCCAGGUAUGCCACCUCCGAAUCCAGGUAUGCCUCCUCCGAAUCAAGGAAUUCCUCCAAAUCAAGGAAUCCCUCCAAACCAAGGAAUUCCUCCAAACCAAGGAAUUCCUCCUCCUAACCAAGGAAUGCCUCCGGACAUGAACGACCAACCCAAGAGGCCUGGACCAAAUGUUCCUCCACUCUUACCUGAAAAACGUGAAGGGCAAAAUAGGAGAGAUGAAGAUCCAAGAAGGCAAAGUGGAGCACCUAGUAGAUGGAGUAAUGCUGCUCCGGAUGAAGGGAAUAAGUUCCCAAGUCGCUGGCAAGAUGUAAACCAACCAGAGUGGAGAAAUAGGAACAGAGGUGGUAAUGACCAAGGUGGAAGAGAUAGUGGAGGGUUUGGCAGGGAUGUUGACAUGAGGAUGCAUGAGAGUCCACGAGAUAGGGACUUCCGCCGACCAGAGGAAGGGGAUCACCAAGAAAGGGGGUGGAGAAAAGAUCGUGGAGAUCGUGAUGAUCGAUUUUCCCGUGACAGAGAUGAUCGUUAUUCACGACGUGAUCGGGAUUCAGACAGAGAAAGGGAGAGAGACCGGGGUUGGCAAGAUCGUGAGAGAGACCGCAAUCGUGAACGUGAUAGAGGACGCGAUAGAGAUAGAGACCGUGAAAGAGACAGGGAUUGGCGAGAUCGUGACCGUGGUGACAGAGACAGAGAUUAUCGCAGGGACAGGAACAGAGAGAGGGACACUGGACGUGAAGUCCCUCCUGGAGAAUGGAAGCCUGUCGGUAAGGAGCCACCUCAAAGCUCUGAAGUAGAUCAAAGCACAAGUGCUGAAGGUGCAGUUCCGGAUGCCUCUGCCUCUGCUCCUGGACUUCCUCAGGAGGCAAUCAUGAAACCUUCAGAUACUCCACAAGCUGUGCUUCCUGCCCAGCCAUUUGAGGCAGCAGAGCCUAGACGGCCAUCCUUUGCUGAAGAUAGCUAUGAACCCGAUAAACCAACUGAAGACACUGAGCCAGCAUAUCCAGAAAUGUCCUCCGCAGCCAUUCCUCCAUCUGUUCCACCACCAGCCGAACCAAUGGAAGACUUCGGAGGUGCGCCUGGCGAUGUUCCUGGUGUUGCUGACAUGCCUCAGGAGCCUGUUAACGACAGUACUAAGCAUGAACCAGUCGGACCAUACCCUGAACCUCCAGUCCGUGAAGAAGCACCGCCACCAGAUCCUGCCAUGCCGGCAUCGCCGGAUAUGCCACAGGCAGCAUCCGAGCCUGCUCCAACUGAAACUGCCCAAGUAGAAACUGAGCAAAGUCAGUCUAAAGAUGGACAAUCAGAAUCAGGGAAGCCUGAAGAAUCUUGAACUUUCCUUGUCCGUGCAAAAAGUGCCAAUGAUUCUACUUAUAUUUUCACUGUAAUGGUGUGAGGUUGCUUUUAUGAACCAAAUCCGUAUCUGCACUCUGUCAGGUUUUCUCAUAGAAUAUCAACAGUCUCUGGGGAUCACAGGCAUUUUUGUGCCUUUGUGAUAAUCCAAAUAUUUUGUUGUGUAUAAAUUGUUCUGAAAUGAAAUGUAAUUUUUUUUAAUUUUAUCAAAGUCAGCAACAUGUAUGUAGGAAAUGAUAGUUUUGCCUGAAAGAACCCCAAAUAUUCUUGACAAAGUAGCAGUAUAUAUGUU
Molecule: messenger RNA, 5535 nt
Organism: Lytechinus variegatus (green sea urchin)
Lineage: Eukaryota; Metazoa; Echinodermata; Echinoidea; Temnopleuroida; Toxopneustidae
Product: SR-related and CTD-associated factor 4-like
Exons: 14
Coding region: 169-5223 (1684 amino acids)
Cellular component (GO): nucleus
Molecular function (GO): RNA binding
Source: RefSeq, a predicted model, not a curated record